Molecule: messenger RNA, 1006 nt
Organism: Rhododendron vialii
Lineage: Eukaryota; Viridiplantae; Streptophyta; Magnoliopsida; Ericales; Ericaceae
Product: cyclin-U2-1-like
Exons: 2
Coding region: 61-738 (225 amino acids)
Biological process (GO): regulation of cyclin-dependent protein serine/threonine kinase activity
Molecular function (GO): protein kinase binding
Source: RefSeq, a predicted model, not a curated record
AUCCCAAUCUCUCUCUCUCUCUCUCUCUCUCUCUCUCUCUCCACGUUAACUUACACCACAAUGGCCAUAUCCUCAAUUGCUCUCUCCCCAAGAAAACUAAGGCACGACUUGUACUCCUACUCGUACCAACAAGACUCCAACACCCCAUUAGUCAUCUCUGUUCUUUCUUCUCUGAUUGAGAGAACCAUGGCUAGAAACAAAAGGAUUGCCAAGGAUUGCGCCUGGGCCUUGUCAAGAGACAUUCGGACCCGAAUUUUCGACUCCAACGAGACUCCGGACCUGACCAUCCAGUCCUACUUGGAGAGGAUCUUCCGGUACACUCGGGCCGGCCCCCCGGUCUACGUUGUGGCGUAUGUUUAUAUCGACCGGUUGUGCCAGAACUACCCUGAGUUCAGAAUCAGCGGUCGGAAUGUGCAUAGGCUUUUGAUCACAACUGUGAUGGUGGCUUCUAAGUAUGUGGAGGACAUGAAUUACAGAAAUUCCUAUUUUGCUCGAGUUGGGGGAGUAACAACGAACGAAAUGAACAAUCUAGAGCUUGAAUUUCUGUUCCUGAUGGGUUUCAAGCUUCAUGUGAACGUGAGUGUGUUUGAGAGCUACUGCUGCCAUCUGGUGAGAGAAGUAAGUGUUGGAGGAGGUUACCAGAUAGAGAGGGCUUUGAGAUGUGCUGGAGAAAUCAAAUCAAGGCAAAAAGAAGAUCAGAGAAGAUAUGACCAGAUUGCCCAUCAUGUUUUAUUGUAGAUUGAUCACUUUAAUUGCUCUGUUUCAAAAGAUCAUAGGUUUAAUUUGGUUGUGUACAGAGUAGUGUAUUUUUGUAAAUUUGCUUUGGGUACCCCUGUUUUGGAGCUUUUUACUGAAUCUAGCCCUGGAAUAUUGAUUUGUAAAUAAGUGUUUUAGAUCAUCAGUCUUUGUUUCUUCUCCUUUUUCGGGGGUAUAAAAUGAAUGUGACAGGUUUGUUGUGGACACUUAUGGAAAGAUAAAGCUUAAUUACCUUAUUAUAGUUGACUUA